CUUCUCUAUCUCCAGGUUUUUUAGCAGCAAUGAGCAGAACUAACAAAAAGUAAGACACACACACGAAGGCAUCAGCACAAGCUUAUCCACUUUGGUCGAUCUGUGAGAGCAGCAGAGAAACACGGGGAGUAAAAGAGUGCAGGAAGGAGAAAAGGUGUGUGCGAGGACAGUCGAUGGAUGCUGCCCGGAUUGAAGGGACAGCACAUUCUCAUCUGACGAGGAAAAGAAAGAUUUCAAAAUUGAGUCGAAGGACAGAAACUCGCCGUCAGGCAUGGUGUGUGAGAAGGGCAUUCAGAUCCUUCUCACCAUCGUGGGUGCUUUUGCAUCCUUCGGCCUGAUGACGGUGGCUAUCGGCACUGAUUAUUGGCUGUACUCGCGGGCGCUCAUCUGUAACAGCACCGCCAAUAACACACAAGAGGAUCCCCAUAAUAAGGAGAAGAAGGACCCCGGGGCCUUGACGCACUCUGGCCUGUGGAGGAUCUGUUGUCUGGAGGGGGUGAAGCGUGGCGUGUGCUCCCAGAUCAACCACUUCCCAGAGGACGCAGACUUUGAUCAUGAUGGAGCAGAAUACGUCCUGCGAGUGGUUAGGGCCUCCAACAUCUUUCCCAUUCUUAGUGCCAUCCUGCUGCUAAUGGGAGGAGUCUGUAUCGCAGCCAGCCGUUUCUACAAGAGAAAAAGGAACAUCGUGCUGGGGGCUGGCAUUCUGUUUGUAGCGGCAGGCCUGAGUAACAUCAUUGGUGUGAUAGUGUACAUUUCUGCCGCUCUGGGUGACAUUUCCCCAAAGAAGGAUGAAGAUAAGAAAUGGCAGUACUCCUACGGCUGGUCCUUCUACUUCGGCGGGCUGUCCUUCAUCCUGGCUGAGAUGGUGGGCGUGUUGGCAGUAAACAUCUACAUCGAGAAGAACAAGGAGCUCCGCUGUCGCUCUCGCACCGAUAUCUUUAAGAGCACCACUCACGCCAUGCUACGGCUCCCAAGCUACCGCUUCCGGCGCAGAUCACGUUCCAGCUCUCGAUCCACAGACCCCUCCCGCUCACGAGACCCCUCUCCCGUGGGUGGCCCACCAGGGGGGAAGAACUUCGGAAUGCCCCCGUCUGCUUUACUCUCUCAGGGGUCCAUAUCUGUGUCCACUCUACCCAACCCUCACUCCCGUUCCGCUCUGCCAGGGGGCGAUAUUUCCCUUUACACCCUCUCUCGAGACCCCAAACUGGGUGGUUUGGGAGGUCUGGGCGCCCCUCCGCUGUACGGCACAGUGGACCGCGCCACGCUAUACCAGCUGCACAACUGCUUCCCGAAAGAGAGCGGAGGGAGCGGAGGAAGCAUUAUGAUAACUGGGACACUGCCCUCGCUCAAAUCCCACAAUCCCUCAGCUGUCCAAAAUUCUUCCAACUCCAACGCACCACUCAGCAACUCCGUCCCGUCCUCGCAGCCUCCACCUUUCUCCUCCUCUACGGUGGAGCGGGAACGAGGGAUGGGAACACUGGAUAGGCUAGGAAAAGGUGACAGAGAGAGCAACUCCAACACGUUAAAUAGAAAAACUACACCAGUGUAG
Messenger RNA from Carassius carassius (crucian carp), 1549 nucleotides. RefSeq names its product calcium channel, voltage-dependent, gamma subunit 8b (gene cacng8b). The record is from RefSeq and is a predicted model, not a curated record. Gene Ontology annotation, molecular function: channel regulator activity; voltage-gated calcium channel activity. The coding region runs from base 272 to 1549 and encodes 425 amino acids. Gene Ontology annotation, cellular component: AMPA glutamate receptor complex; postsynaptic density membrane. Gene Ontology annotation, biological process: postsynaptic neurotransmitter receptor diffusion trapping; calcium ion transport; regulation of AMPA receptor activity. Lineage: Eukaryota; Metazoa; Chordata; Actinopteri; Cypriniformes; Cyprinidae. The transcript is spliced from 5 exons.